This is a messenger RNA of Synchiropus splendidus (mandarinfish), 3561 nucleotides long. Its product is annotated as probable carboxypeptidase X1. The record is from RefSeq and is a predicted model, not a curated record. Lineage: Eukaryota; Metazoa; Chordata; Actinopteri; Syngnathiformes; Callionymidae. Gene Ontology annotation, biological process: proteolysis. The coding region runs from base 308 to 2446 and encodes 712 amino acids. Gene Ontology annotation, molecular function: zinc ion binding; metallocarboxypeptidase activity. The transcript has 13 exons.
AGAACAUUCUUUAGAAUAACCUCAGAAUCACUGAACACCACUCUGGUGUUGAGAACACGCAUCUUUAAGUUACAUUUAGAGCAUUUUUAACUCUUUUAAAGCUUUCAUGGGAUUAACCGAGGUGUUCAUCGAUUGACAAACCUCAUUCAACUGUCCGGACAUCUUCCGCCUCUCUCUUCCAGGAGCCGCUUGCUCCUCUCUUAUUGUGUGUUUCCUGACAGGAAGCAGUUGCGGCGGCUGCCUGCUUCACAGAGGAUCAGAGCAGCAGGUCAGCGAGUCUGCGGACCGUGAGAGUCGCUCCUGCACCAUGGCUGAGCACUUCACCCUGCUGUCACUCCUCAUCUGCGGAUCCCUGGUCUUUAUUUCAGCAGAUGAUGGCGUCACUCCUGCAGCUUCUUCACCGGUGAGUGGAAGCAGUGCUGAGAACUGCAGCCGCUCUACAACAGACACUCCAAGAACAACUCGGAGACCUGUGGAAGGAGCUGCUGGUGACCUUCCCAGGAGUGAGGAAGGCGAGGGACCAGUCCAGCUGGAAUGUCCGCCGCUGGGUUUGGAGUCACUGAAGGUCAAAGACAGGCAGCUGCGGGCGUCGUCCUACAAGCGACGAGGUCUUGGUCCUCACCGUGGCCGACUCAACAUCCAGUCUGGGAUCGAGGACGGGGACAUCUACGACGGAGCCUGGUGUGCUCAGCACAGAGACACGAAGCAGUGGCUGGAGGUGGACGCCUUGCGCCUGACUCGCUUCACCGGAGUCAUCCUGCAGGGCCGCAAUUCCAUCUGGAGCUGGGACGUGGUUCACACCUACAAGGUCCAGUUCAGUAACGACUCCCUGGUCUGGAUGCCGAGCAUGAACGGAACCAAAGAAGCUAUGUACGAGGGAAACCAGGACGCAGAGACGCCGGUCCUUGCCUUGUUCAACACCUCCACCGUGGCCCGGUACAUCCGCAUCAACCCGCAGAGCUGGUACCAGAACGGGACGCAGGGCGGCGUGUGCCUGCGGGCCGAGGUACUGGGCUGCGUGGUUCCAGAUCCACAGAACAUGAACCCAUGGCAGACGGAACCCACCCAAUCCAGGGACAAGCUGGACUUCAGACACCACAACUACACAGAGAUGAGGAAGCUGAUGAAGUCUGUGACCGAGCAGUGCCCGGACAUCAUGCGCGUCUACAGCAUCGGGAAGAGCUACAAAGGCCUGAAGCUGUACGUCAUGGAGAUUUCUGACAACCCAGGGAAGCACGAGCUGGGCGAGCCAGAGUUCCGCUACGUGGCCGGGAUGCACGGGAACGAGGUUCUGGGUCGCGAGCUGCUCCUCAAUCUGAUGCAGUACUUGUGUCAGGAGUACAAGCAGGGGAACCAGCGGGUGGUGCAGCUGGUCACUCAGACCCGGAUCCACCUGCUGCCCUCCAUGAACCCGGACGGCUACGAGAUGGCGUACAAGAAGGGCUCCGAGCUGUCCGGCUGGGCGCUGGGCCGCUACAGCUACGACGGCAUCGACAUGAACCACAACUUCGCCGACCUCAACUCGGUCAUGUGGACCGCCAUCGAGCUGGAGACGGACCGCUCCAAACUCAUCAACCACUACUUUCCCAUCCCGGAGCAGUACACCUCCGAGGACGCCUUCGUGGCGUCAGAGACGCGAGCGGUCAUCAACUGGAUGCAGAGCAUCCCCUUCGUCCUCAGCGCGAACCUCCACGGCGGCGAGGUGGUGGUGACGUACCCGUACGACAUGACCCGGGACUGGGCGCCACGCGAGCACACGCCCACCGCAGACGAAAGCUUCUUCCGCUGGCUGGCGACGGCGUACGCCAGCACCAACCAGGUGAUGUCCAACCCUGACCGCCGGCCGUGCCACAACAAGGACUUCCUGCGCUACAACAACAUCAUCAACGGCGCCGACUGGCACAACGUCCCGGGAAGUAUGAACGACUUCAGCUACCUGCACACCAACUGCUUCGAGGUGACGGUGGAACUGUCAUGUGACAAGUUCCCUCACGCCAGCGAGCUUCCUGUGGAGUGGGAGAACAACCGCGAGUCUCUGCUGGUGUACAUGGAGCAGGUCCAUCGAGGGAUCAAAGGGGUGAUCCGGGACAGAGACUCGGAGGCUGGAAUCCCCGACGCCGUGGUCAAAGUGGACGACAUCGACCACCACAUUCGCUCGGCUGCUGGGGGCGACUACUGGCGGCUGCUGAAUCCUGGCGAGUACAGAGUGACGGCGAGCGCCGAGGGCUACCUGCCGUCCUCCCGGACCUGCCAGGUCAUGUACGACCACUUCCCCACCAUCUGCGACUUCCGGCUCACCAGGACGCCCAAACAGACUCUGCUGCUGAAGAAAGGGAAGGCGCCCAAAGACCUGCAGCUGCGGCUGCGACAGCUGCGCCUGCGCAAACUCCGCGUCACCACCAAAGCUAUCAACCAGAGACGAGCCGCCACCAAGAAGAUGAGAUGAUCGGGCGACCGACCUCCUCGGGCUGCGUCCACACGACGACGGAAACAUUCAAGAUGAAUCAAAAUCUCAGCAGUGUUUGGACACUAACCCCCGAGUCGGUCUCCAUGCUGGCAGCACAAUUAGCCAAUUUCAAGUUGGUCCACCAGAGGGCUCCCUCCCGCAGAAAACACUUGUGUUCUCCUUAGUGACUCACACCACAGUGAGUCCUCCUGACUUGCAUUGCCAGGAAGGAAACCACAACAGAAUCCCACACCUCUGACUGAGCCCCAAUGAGUCAAGAUGCUAGUGAGUUUGAGAUGAUAUAAUUAUGAUUCAUGUGAGUCCUCUAGAUCAAGUCUCUGAGUCUCACUGACUCCAGGCGCUAGACAAAAACAUAUUUGGAUCAUUUGCUGGAGGAAUCCUUCACACUUGAGUUACUUAAGAUGUUAACUCACUAAGGACUCGCUGAAUGGAACACAUGUGAAUGACUCUAGUUGGCAGACAGGAGGAAAACCAGACUCAUUCAACACUGAAUCCCACGUCUAAGUCCCUGUGAGUCAAGACGUCAGUAUGUCUGAAGAACAAGUGAGUCCUGCAGUACAACCUUCAAAUCUAAUAAAUCCUUGAAAAAAAAUAAGUCCAACACGAAAAAAAAUAAGUCCAACAUCCAGGUGAGUCUCAGCAACUCCAGUCAGAAAAUGAUUUUAAUCUUUUAGUGGAUGAAUCCCACACACUCAAGUGACUCUCAAGAUGUUAUGGAGUCAAUGAGUCUAACUCAAGGACUCACUGAUGGAAUCCUACACACCUGGGUCAGUUCCAGGAAAAUGAGUCGGCAGAUGGAAAGUGAGUCACAGGAAGGAAGUCAAACAAAGCGUCACUGCUCAUGUGGACGUCACAUGACAGGGUCAGCUGAAGCAAGAAGCGAAGGACAAACUCUGUACUAGAAACCACCUUUAUUACGACACACAUGCAACAAAGCUACUGCAGGACGACGAGCUUCCAUCUGACAGAGCUCCUCAUCUUCGGUGGAGUCGGCACGUCGGCGUCUGUGAACACAAACGUUUGAGAGUCCAUUGUCUCGCAUAUAUUAAAGUCGUGAAUAAAUCUGACACUAUUGUUCUCCAAACUAGUCAGGG